UCUUCAGAUGCUUUGACGAAUGCACAAUGGAAACUUGUGGUUUCACAUUAACACCUCCAUCACAGUGACCAAUGUCUGACAAAAGAUCUCUCACAGGAAUAACAAUAGCAGAAAAACGUAUGCGUCAUACGUUUCAAAUGUUUCAUUAUAUGAAACAUUGUCACCCUACAAAUGAUGUUUGUCCAGAUUAUCCGAGCGGUUGUGGUGUUUUGUCUUAAUAUGUAUUUUACUCACUGCACGGUUCUCCAUCAGCCUGACUCUGUUAUCACAGUUGAACCUGGUGCCAAUGUGACUCUGCAAUGCUUUUUCACAGAAAACUACACCAUCUAUGAUAUGUUUUGGUACAAGCAAAUCAAGAACCAGCGGCCAUGUGCUGUGGUUAUGGCGAGAGCAGUUGCUGAUCCCAUUUUUUAUAAAGGGUAUACAGACACACGCUUCAAUAUCAGCAGAUCAAAGAAAAGACUUUCUCUUAGUAUCGUUAACGUUAGUCAUUGGGACGAGGGGGUGUAUUUCUGUGGAGUGGAGAUUUUCUUUGAUAUUGAGUUUGGAAAUGGAGUAUUUUUGGCAUUAAAUGCAUCCUUUAACUCUGCAGCUUUAAAUCCAACAGAGAUUUGGAUCACAGUUGUUAUCUUUCAGUGUAACAUUAUUGGAAUAUGUGCUGUGUGGAUCGUAUAUCUCUGCCUCAGGAUUAGACAAGAAAAGGCAUUAUCUUCAGUUCCUUCCAUUCCUAGCCGGCCUCAUAGCAACCACAUGUCCAUCCAUAUUAAAAUUCCUGAUGCAAAGAGUCAUUCAUCCAGUUUUUGAUGCUAAUCAAGAUCAAAGCCUGAGGGGACAGUGAUGCUCAAUAAAGGACAAUCAUUCUUAAAUGAAAAACCCUGGAGAGAGAAGAGAGAGAGAGAAAGAGAGAGAAAAUCGGCCA
Molecule: messenger RNA, 919 nt
Organism: Megalobrama amblycephala (Wuchang bream)
Lineage: Eukaryota; Metazoa; Chordata; Actinopteri; Cypriniformes; Xenocyprididae
Exons: 5
Coding region: 172-804 (210 amino acids)
Biological process (GO): response to bacterium
Source: RefSeq, a predicted model, not a curated record